AUUUUUUGGAGGGCAACGAAACCAACCCAGACAGGCCUUGAGGGUCAACAAUUGAAUUGGUUGCUCUACACUUGCUCUACCAUUCAAUUAUUAACCGUUUCCAUACUCUACUCACUCCUUUUUCAACUUCCUCACUCCCUUGGCUUUUCUACCCUUUCGUAUCUUGUCUCACAAAUCCACCAUGGCCACCUCCAACGGCGUCGAUGGCGUCCCUCACCAGAAGCCCUCCCUGCCCCCCGUCUACAUUGUAGCCGCUGCACGAACGCCAGUGGGCAUGUUUCUUGGGUCCUUGUCUUCAUUGACCGCAACUCAACUCGGCUCCCAUGCCAUCAAAUCUGCUCUCGAACGAGUUCCUGAGAUCAAACCACAAGAUGUACAAGAAGUGUUCUUCGGAAAUGUCCUUUCUGCAAAUCUCGGCCAGAACCCUGCACGACAAUGUGCCCUCGGGGCCGGGCUCGACAACUCGACCGUAUGCACGACCGUCAACAAGGUCUGCGCCUCCGCGGUCAAGUCUAUCGUUCUUGGAACACAGACAAUCAUGACUGGUAACGCCGAUAUCGUUGUGGCUGGCGGCGCUGAAUCAAUGUCCAAUUGCCCUCACUACCUCCCCAACAUGCGUACCGGAGCGAAAUUCGGAAAUCAAACGUUGGUUGAUGGAGUUCUAAAAGACGGUCUGUCGGAUGCUUAUGGCAAGCAAGAACAUAUGGGCUUGCAAGGAGAAGAAUGCGCCCGAGAUCACGACUUCAACCGAGACCAACAGGAUGACUUUGCUAUUCAGUCAUACCAGCGAGCACAGGCUGCUCAGAAAGAAGGUCUUUUUGAUUUUGAGAUUGCGCCCGUUCAAUUGCCGGGUGCACGUGGCAAGCCAGGUGUUACAGUGAACCAGGACGAUGAGCCCAAGAACCUCAAUAUCGAUAAGCUGCGCUCAAUGAAGCCUGCCUUCAUUCCAGACAAGGGCACGGUUACCGCCCCGAAUGCUUCGCCACUCAGCGAUGGUGGCGCGGCUGUCGUCCUUGUGUCGGAGGCCAAAUUGAAGGAGCUCAAUAUCAAACCACUGGCCAAGAUUCUGGGUUGGGGUGAUGCUGCUCAACAACCCAGCAAAUUCACCACGGCUCCAGCUCUUGCCAUUCCUAAGGCUCUCAAGCAUGCUGGUAUCACGAUAGAUCAGGUUGACGCAUUCGAGAUCAACGAAGCUUUCAGCGUGGUUGCCCUUGCUAAUAUGAAGCUGCUCGGUCUGACUGCAGACAAAGUCAAUGUUCAUGGAGGUGCUGUUGCAAUCGGGCAUCCGUUAGGUGCUUCCGGAGCAAGAAUUGUCACAACACUGCUUGGUGUUUUGAGAGCAAAGAAAGGUAAAAUUGGCUGCGUUGGCAUAUGCAAUGGUGGCGGUGGAGCAAGCGCUCUUGUUAUCGAAUCAUUGAUGUAAAAGUCACUGCAUGGAAUUCAAAACGGAGUCUAGGGAUGCCAGGACCAGACAAAAGGCGUUUCCAAGGUAGCUCGGGAGAGUACAUGACUUGGUUACUGUGGUGGCUACACAUAAUACCCCAUAAUAGGAUGCACAAUUACAACAGUGCUGAAGCCCAAAGCAGCUGUCC
Exophiala xenobiotica is the source of this 1592-nucleotide messenger RNA. RefSeq lists its product as uncharacterized. The transcript is spliced from 4 exons. Gene Ontology annotation, biological process: ergosterol biosynthetic process; fatty acid beta-oxidation. The coding region runs from base 182 to 1423 and encodes 413 amino acids. The record is from RefSeq and is a predicted model, not a curated record. NCBI's taxonomy places the organism in Eukaryota, Fungi, Ascomycota, Eurotiomycetes, Chaetothyriales, Herpotrichiellaceae. Gene Ontology annotation, molecular function: acetyl-CoA C-acetyltransferase activity.